AUGAGAAUUUCAAAAUAUACGGCUCGAACCGCAUCAGUUAGACCAUUGGAUCGAAAAAUAAUAAAAAAUAUGAAUGAAUUAAACGGGUUUCAUAUUAAUUACAAGACACCUAAUACACAUAUCGCAUCGAAAUCUCAUCAAGGUAAGAUAAAGAGUACACGAACAAAAACAUCAAUAGUGCGAAUUCCUCGUUCUCAACUAUCAUCAUGUACUGUUCACAAGUUUCGUGAUCAGCAACAAUCACCGGAUGAUGUAGAACAACCAGUCAGUGAUCAACCAGCUCAAGAUAAUACCCAUGUAACACUUUCAAAUGAUGUACAGAUUGAUCUUGAUCAUAACACACAAACACCACUUUCUUCUAAGACUCUACCAGAUCAAAUUUUUAAACAUAGUGCAGUAUCUUUUGUACGAGUUCAUCCUUCGAAGGUUGGUUUUAGUCUUCUUUUAGCAUUAUUACUUGCCGCCUUAGGCGUAUUAAUUUUCUUUUUAAUCUCACCUAAAACUACUACAACAACAACAACAACUAGUACAACAUCAGUAACAACUACAACGACAACAUCCACUACAACCAGCACAACAACAUCCACUACAACCAGCACAACAACAUCCACUGCAACCAGCACAACAACAUCAACUACAACCAGCACCACAACAACAACGACAACUAAAACAACAACUACAACCACAACAGGUGAAUUUGAAUUCAUAAAUUGA
Molecule: messenger RNA, 714 nt
Organism: Rotaria sp. Silwood1
Lineage: Eukaryota; Metazoa; Rotifera; Eurotatoria; Philodinida; Philodinidae
Source: the annotation of a GenBank genome assembly